AUGUUUUCGACUUUCGGCCAGCCAACGCGGAGUCCGUCUCCAGCGUUCAAUCCUUUUGCGACGAACUCUGAGAACAAAGGCAGCGCAUUCGGAAUUGAUAGUACAGGUGACUCGUCAAAGGCGAAGCGGACCAAGCGAUCAUCAGCAUUUGGCGACCAGAGCGACAGUGAAGCAAAGCGCAAGGCCAAUAAACAGUUCAAAAACAAGGAUGCCAAUCUGAGUGACGGAGGCGGCAGGAACAAGAACCGUAAAAGCGACGAAAAGAAGAAGAACAUUGAUCCGAAGAAAAACCCGUCCAGUACUGCCACCUUCUCCAGGAAGCAAGCAGGUCAAAACACGCGGGGCAAUGGAUCAACUCCUUUUGCGGCGACGCGUAACGAAUCGCGACCAACUUCAUCAUCAAGCGCCAACUCCGACGAUGAGUCUAUCCCCGAUACUUACCAUUCCGACGAUCCGCAAGCGAAAAGGGUAUACGAGCAACUGCGUAAAGAUGGCAUUCACCCUCCCCAGUGGCCUUCACAACCUGGCAAUCCCAAGAACAAGGCGGAAGUGACAAAGUUCCGCGAGAAAUACGAAACAUACCGCAAUAAGGCGCGCGCAUCUCUAACGAAGGCCGGACUGAUCGAUGACCCAGAUAAGCGCAAAACUCUUCAGGAUGCUAUCGAUUUCAAAGGCAUCUGCGAGGACAUGUGCCCUGAGUACGAGAAGAUCACUCGAAUCAAUGAAAUGGACGUUCAUCAGCCCGAAAAGAAUCCCAAGACUACAUACGCAAACACACGUCGCAUGGUCAAGAAGCUCGCUCGUUCCGCCGCUGGUCAAGAAGCGCCGUUACCCAUGGACGUUCGAUCAGUGCCGGCCCUCAAAAGGACAUUGGACUAUCUAAUUGACGACCUGUUACGUGACGACGGCAACCUACCAGUCUUGCAUGGGUUUUUAUGGGACAGAACACGCGCAAUCCGCAGAGACUUCACCUUUUUUUCGUCACUCACCCCCGACGAAAUGAAGAUUCAGGUCUAUGUUCUGGAGAACAUCGCACGAUUUCAUGUUACGGCACUUCAUCUUCUCACUCGAGACGGCAAAACACCCGAGGACUUUGUAGAGCAGCAGGAAUUAGAACAGCUUGGGAAAGCCCUCUUGUCCCUCCGUGACGCUUACGAUGAUUGCAACGAUCAGGGCAUAAGAUGUGAGAACGAGCCUGAAUUCCGGGCAUACUACCUCAUAUUCCAUGCCUACGAUUCGAACAUUAUAGAAACGUUGCAGCGUCAAUGGAAACCAGCCCUUUGGAAGGACUCCAAUGAGGUUCGUACGGCCGUCCUGCUCGUUGAGGCUCUUCAAAAUACCCAAGACUUUCACGGGCCUCUGAAGGAUGCGCCGUCAUUAGCCGCAUCAGCGGCAUAUCAAUCAUACUUCAGAAUAGUUGAGGAUCCCAAAGUUUCCUACACAAUGGCUUGCUUCGCAGAAUGUCACUUUCCCAGGCUUCGUCGCGCUAUCUUGGCCGCCAUCAACAGAGGUCUCGCUCGGCCCAGGGAGACCUCCAAGGACGUUACUGCCGCUGUCUUGAACAAGUUUCUUCGUUUCGAUACCAUUGAGCAAGCUGUUGAAUUUGCGGAGCUGCACAACAUCGAAUUUGGCCAAUGCGAUGAGGAUCCGUCCGAUGCCAGCCGCCAAUACGCGAAACUGGAUAGUCGUGGUUCUUUACCUCACCUUCGUCUUCAACACCAAUUCUCUUACUCUCUUGUUGAAAAGAAGCGUGGCUCAAAAUCGCUACCAGAACUGAUACAUCAAACAACCUACCAAAGCGCAAAUCCUCCUAAGGCUGCUGUUAAUGGUUCAUCCCAAGAAAGCCUCUUUGUUCCAGAAACACAACCUACUCCCAACAAUCCAACAAUCCCCACUGGACCCAAAGCUACAACGCCAAACCCAUUUGCAUCCUUUGGCAAGCCCAGUGAACUCGGAGGGGAUAAUAAGUCUAUCAAUGGCAACUCAGGGACUACAAUCAACGGAACGGCCUCGAUUAGGGCUUCUGGUUCGCAACAACCACCACUCCAGAAAUCCCCUUUCGUAUCUGGCUUGGCUUCGACAGCCAAGCCGCCUCCUGUCAACCCUUUCGCACCCACGCCAUCUGCACUUCCGCAAUCCUCCGUUGGCAAUGUUUCUCAUCUGCCAGCACCUACCCCUGAGCAGCCACCUGGAUCCGGAAACCGGCCAUUACCGAACCCGUUUGCCUCUUUUUUCAAGCCAUCAACCAUUUCGGAGGAGCAAGCACAGAGCAGUCCAUUCAGUCAGGUUUCUGCCUCCAGUGAGAAAAGGACGGCAACAGGAACGACCUCCACCUCUCUACCAACCACUACGACGGUCGCCUCAACAGAGAACACUUACAGCAAAGGGAUCACAGCAGACAAGCCGGAGCUCCAUCCCCCCACCAUCACCUCAGCACAAGCCGCGAAGCAACCUAGCAUCAACAUAUUUCCAACAACGCCUCAACUGUCCUCAAGUCCCUUUACAACCGUAACACAAGCUCAAAAAUCAACCACACCGAGCGACAGUAAUACCACAUCACAAUCGACGAUACCCUCGGCAGCUUUCAACCUGGACAAAACACCUACGUUAAAUGGAGAACAAGGCAAACCGGCAACGGGCAUCUUUGAUACAAAACCCCCGUCCACAUCAACACCUCAAUUCUCGUUCUCGCCGGUUGGAACCUCAUCUUUGUCCCAUCCUGCAUCCAAUGGUGAUGAUUCCCAACUUUCAACAACCCCAUUAGCUGCACAUAUAACAAAGGAGCACACUCCCCCUCCUCCUAAACCGCCAUCACCACCUCGUGACCUCUUGGGUGACUUCACCAGAUGGUUCGUAACUGGCGAUGACGGACUCAUGGACGAAUUUCAAGCAUUUAUGUUGGAUAAUAUACUACAAGGCGUUUAUCGAAAAUACGUCAAGGAGGAAGAAGCCAGGAGACAGAAGGAGGAAGAAGAGCAAGCACUGGCUGAAGCACAAAAUUUUCGCACAUACAGCUUAUCAGUCAGAUACUUCUAUCGCUGGAAAGAGAUUGCGCGUGAUCGUCGCUUGAGCCAGCUUCGUCGUAGCGGCCGAGAGCAGAUGAGAGCUUACUAUGAAGAACAGCGUGUAGCGCAAGCUAAGGCUCAACGAGAAGCUGCGCGCCAAGCUGCGCGAGAGCAGGCCGAAAUCGCCGAGUUGAAUCGACCAGAGGAGCUGAAGGACCUACUGAAACACAAGAAGCCAAGUAAGCGCCGUCAAGCAGCAGAAGAGGACGCAUUGCUUGCUUCCGGUGUUCUAUCUGGAAUCAACAACGAACAGGAAGCUGUGGCCAGGAUUGUGCGUAGAGCGCCAUCCGCCACCAGCUCCAUCUCCAGCAAACAAUCGAGCUCAUCUCUCGCAAGAAGUGGUUCAAAGACUAGAGCGCUUCGAAAACAGUUUGGUGAUCAGUCGGCCACUUUCAGACGGUCACUGCCUCCUAUUGUUUCUCGAAAUACCGAAAGUCCAGAGCCCAGUAAUCGUGUCAGCAGAGUAUCUGAACGCUGGCGACUCAAGGCUAUGGGGAUUGUGCAGCUGCCUGAUGGAACUGCUGUUCCUGAAAGGCUGGCGAACGAGAUGCAGUAUGGGAAGAAGCAGUCAACGGGUAGUAUGGGCCCGCCUCAGAGUGGCUUUAACCGCCGGGCCUCCAUAAGUGGCCUUGGCCAUCCUGAAGAACGCCAUCGACUAUCGGGGUCACACGGUACCGUCGAUACCACCGAAUCUGAUAGUUCUGCGACGAACAAAAGAAAGCGGGCCACUGACGAUGACGGCGAGUUAGCUCAAGAUGACCAGAUCAAAAUCAGCUCGCAUAAACGAGUAAUGAGCGAUGCGCAGACCCUAAUCGAAGAACUCCGUGCUAUGAGGGAGGAGAUGGAAGAGGGAGCGACUUGGUUCAAAGACCAGAAUGAUAGAAUGCAGAGUGAACUGAUCAGCAGAGGUUCGACACCCUGGGAUCAAGAUAUAUGA
Messenger RNA from Fusarium tjaetaba, 4002 nucleotides. RefSeq names its product SAC3 family 1. The record is from RefSeq and is a predicted model, not a curated record. Gene Ontology annotation, cellular component: transcription export complex 2; nucleus; cytoplasm. The transcript has 2 exons. NCBI's taxonomy places the organism in Eukaryota, Fungi, Ascomycota, Sordariomycetes, Hypocreales, Nectriaceae. Bases 1 to 4002 code for a protein of 1333 amino acids. Gene Ontology annotation, biological process: mRNA export from nucleus.